Striga asiatica is the source of this 918-nucleotide messenger RNA. The record is from the annotation of a GenBank genome assembly. Lineage: Eukaryota; Viridiplantae; Streptophyta; Magnoliopsida; Lamiales; Orobanchaceae.
AUGUUACUGCUGGCCAAAGAUUGCGGAUGUGGUUUAAGAACAACAAUAUCUGAAACGAGAGAAAAAGAUGAUGGAAGGACUGGAAAAUUUGUUAUCGGGAAUGACAGUUUCUCCGCAUCCCUCUUGGAUCUUCCCACUGUUGUGGAGUCUUACAAAACAUACGACGACAAUGUGUUGAUAAAAUCUGCAGAUAUUGGUCAGAUGAUAAUGGUGAAAGAAGAAGGUGACAGUUUCCCAGAAAAAGCAGAGUAUAAGCAUGGACUUACUCCACCAAUGAGGGAUGCUCAAAGACAAAGAUUUCGGCGGGAGCCUGGUUUGAAUCCGGAGGUUGUCUGUUGUGUCGAGAAAGAUAUGAAAAACAUCAUGGCUGAAGAGUCAGGUGAUGAAAAUGCCCGUAAUGCUGGUAAGAAUGUGGUUUCAACAUCUUCAGCAAAGCCUGAUGUGCCUGAAACUGAAAUGGUAGGUGGGAGUGAUUCAGAUGAGACUGAUGAUUCUAUGUGAACCGAAGCCGAUUUGGUUACAUGCAAAGCUGUUCUUGGUCUGUUAAGUUGAUGAUGAGGUGAAUGUUCGCCACGUGUCAAUGACUCAAUAGCCUUAAAAAAAUCAUGUUGUCCAGUUUGUGCAUCUCCACAAAGUUUUCUGGGGUCUGCUUUCUCUUGGUUUUUCCUUUUCUUAUUUUUUAAUUGGGAGUUCUGUAUGAUGUUCAUGCGAAGAAGUUCAGUUGGGUAUUAACACUAAUACUUGUAUAGUGUCAAAUCCAGACUUUUUGCAUUUGUCUAGUUUUACCUGAGGUUCAGAAUGGUUGUUAUUUAAUCGCAUAUUAUUGACAUUCCCUUGUUAAAUGAGAGAGAAAUGUUGCCAACAAGUAUUUGCAUUAUUACCUUACAUGAGAAACAAUGCAGCUCUUGCUCAAUCAAG